UGGAAUCAUAAAAAAAAGUUAGCAAAAGUAAUUGCCGCAGGGUUUCUCAUCUUGCAGAUUGCAGCCAAUUGCAGCAAAAGAGAUAGUCACAUGAUUUUCCAUUUUCUGACUUCAGGACUUUGCGCGGCCAGGACGGGUUCUGCAGGUGGAUGGGUUGCUUUCCAGGUCUUACGUUGGAAGCAGUUAGACUUAUGAAAGUACCUGUAGCAAUUUUCUCUGAUUUCGAAUUUUGUUUGUUAUCGUAGGGUAUCCUUUUCGGAUACCGCAGACCUAUUCAUUCGCUAAUUACUAUAAAUUGAAUGGACGCUGAUGUGAUAGUUGUUGGUGGGGGAGUGGUAGGUUUAUGGACUGCUUAUCAUCUCAAUGCAAAGGGUGUAAAAUCUAUACUCUUUGAACAGUUCCCAUAUCCUCACACAAGAGGAAGUUCACAUGGCCAAUCAAGAAUCACAAGAACAUCAUAUAUUGAUAGAGAGUAUGCUUCACUCAUGCCUGAAGCCCACAGAAGAUGGAGAGAAUUAGAAAAACAGAGUGGUCGAAAACUACUGAUAGACACCGGACUUGUAACAUUGUGGGAUGCUAGACAAAGUAUGAAUGAAUUCAAUUGCAUGCUGAGCAAUCUAAAAAAACUUGGUGUAUCUCAUGAGAUCCUCUCUGGGAAGGAUUUGGCAAAACGUCAUCCUGGUUUCUCUGAGAAGCUUCAAUGUACUGGAAUAUUAGAAAGCGAUGCUGGUUUGCUUCGGGCAGAUAAUUGUACUGCUGCCUUGCGAGAGUGGUAUACAUCACAUGGUGGUGAAUUGCAUGAUAGUGAACCUGUGCUACAUUUGGAUGUAAUCAAUGAUUCCAGAAUCGAAGUCAAAACAUCAGUGAAAACUUAUCUUUGUAAAUCAGUUGUAUUGACUUGUGGACCAUAUAUCAAUAGUAUUUUAUCAACAGUCAAUUUGAAACUCCCAAUACAGACGAAACGUAUCCUCGUACACUACUGGAAAGAUGAAACUACAUCUUCUAAUUAUUCCCUCGCAAAUAAUUUUCCUGAAGUAAUUCUGAUGUUGGAAGGGGGAGAAACGUACUCACUUCCAUCGUAUGAAUACCCAGGUUUAAUGAAAAUAUGCUAUCAUGGUGGAUCUACUGUUGAUCCAAAAGCAAGAGAUUCUGAAAUAACUUAUGAUGUUGAUGACAAAAAUGAUCGUGUACAAAAUCUGAAAGAGAUAAUUAGUGAAACCUUCCCUGGGAUUGAUUCAUCCUCACCUGCUAUUGAAGAAAUCUGCAUGUAUACAGGAACGCCCGACUCAAAAUUUAUUUUGGAUUUCCAUCCGAAUCACACAAAUGUUGUUAUUGGUGCUGGAUUUUCAGGUCAUGGUUUCAAAACAUCACCUUCAGUCGGUCAUAUUCUUGCAAACAUGGCAGUUGGGCAGAAAACUCCAUAUAAAUUGGAAUCGUUUUCAAUGAAAAGAUUCAAAAAUAUUUCAAAAUUGUGAUGGUUCCCAAUCUUGCUUUGAAAGUUUGUCAUGCCUUCUGAUUAGGUUUUGCUUAUCACAGAUAAUAUUUGAUUGCGAAUGAUUACCGGUAUUUACCUUGGUGAAUUCAAACUCACAAAUUUCAUGGUAUAAUUGAAAAUAUCCUUCACUUUCAUUUUACUUGAAAGAAGAUUUAUUCAGGUGCUAAUAUUGUCAUCACUCGUUUAAUUAUUCAUGAACUGGCAGAAUCUACAAUCUCAUGAAGUUUUUUUCUUGAAUUUUUUAUUAGUUGAACAGAUCAUAAUAUUGUGUAUUUUUCACAAUCAUUUUCAAAUACUGUAUAUAGAUAAUUAUGCACAAUA
This is a messenger RNA of Styela clava, 1816 nucleotides long. Its product is annotated as peroxisomal sarcosine oxidase-like. Gene Ontology annotation, molecular function: sarcosine oxidase activity; flavin adenine dinucleotide binding; L-pipecolate oxidase activity. Lineage: Eukaryota; Metazoa; Chordata; Ascidiacea; Stolidobranchia; Styelidae. Gene Ontology annotation, cellular component: peroxisome. The record is from RefSeq and is a predicted model, not a curated record.